CAGGCAUCAACGUCUUCGCGGUGAUCCUCCACACGCACCUCCUCGGCCGCAAAGUCCGCGUGCGACACCUCCGCGACGGCCGCGAGCUCGAGCCCAUCGCGCAGGACAACAACUACGACUUCAACUACCAGGAGUACCGCGCCCUCAACACGCCCAGGACGGUCUUGCCGGGCGACCACCUGAUCGGCGAGUGCACGUACAACAGCCGCGAGCGCUCCACCAUCACCCUGGGGGGCUUCAAGACGCGCGACGAGAUGUGCCUGUCGUUCCUGUUCUACUGGCCGCGGGUCGACCUGUCGCUGUGCCACUCCAAGCCGUCGCUCAACACCGUGCUGCACUCGCUCGGCAUACAGGAGCUGUCGGCUGACUCCGACCCCAUCAAGAUCCGGCGGCCGAUCGAGCUGUCGGGGAAGACGCUGGAGUGGCGGCUCCUCAACUACGACUGGAAGAAUCAGUUCGAGUACUUCCAGGCCGCCACGCACACCGGCACCAUCAACCCCAUGUGCUGGAGGCGGGGCGAGUCGCUGCUGCCGGAGCUGGAGAAGAUGGACUACGACUACCCGAACAUCACGGAGCCGUGGGCGCCCGAGAACGUGUGUCGCCAGCUGAGAAGGAUCUCGCGCGCCAUGAACUCCCGCCUGAUCGAGAGCAUCGACGUCGACCCCUACAACCACAGGGACUUCAACAUCCCCCACAUCGAGGACCGCAUUGAGAACGACCACUUCGAGGGCUUCGGCGUCGAGGACACGGGCACCGCGGACCGCGAGCUGACGGAGGAGCUGCUGGACAUGGAGAGGGAGCUCGGGAAGGAGCUGGCCAACAAGGCGCAGGACCACUUCCAGGAGCAGACGGCGCGCCCGGCCAGCGGAGGCCAGGGGCGCGGCGCGUCGUGGUGGGCGCUCGUGGCCGCGCUGUGCCUGCUGCGCCUCCACCGCCUCUACGACGGCCACGGCUGA
Penaeus vannamei (Pacific white shrimp) is the source of this 956-nucleotide messenger RNA. Lineage: Eukaryota; Metazoa; Arthropoda; Malacostraca; Decapoda; Penaeidae. The record is from RefSeq and is a predicted model, not a curated record.